This is a messenger RNA of Brettanomyces bruxellensis, 1176 nucleotides long. RefSeq lists its product as uncharacterized. Gene Ontology annotation, molecular function: GTPase activity. NCBI's taxonomy places the organism in Eukaryota, Fungi, Ascomycota, Pichiomycetes, Pichiales, Pichiaceae. The transcript has a single exon. Gene Ontology annotation, cellular component: cytoplasm. Bases 1 to 1176 code for a protein of 391 amino acids. The record is from RefSeq and is a predicted model, not a curated record.
AUGGCACCAUACGGACAGGUGGUGGUUGGCCCACCAGGGGCGGGAAAAUCAACAUAUUGCUUGGGCAUGAACCAGUUUCUAAAUGCUAUAGGAAGACAUUCAGUUGUAAUAAACUUAGACCCGGCAAAUGACCGGCUUCCAUACGAGGCAACCAUGGAUAUUCGAGAUGUGAUCACAUUAGAGGAGAUCAUGGACAACGAGAACUUGAAACUUGGGCCAAACGGAGGCUUGAUGUAUUGCAUGGAGGUGUUUGAAAAAAGCAUAGAUUACUUCAUCAAUAAAAUUCGAGGGCUUACAAAGCUAAGUAUGGACGGAGAUUCGACAUAUGUGCUUUUUGACUGUCCCGGUCAGACGGAGUUGUACACGAACAAUCCGAUUUUCACGAGGAUAUUGCGGAAGUUGGUGAAAGAGCUCGAUUUUAGGCUUUGUGUGGUAUCCUUGGUCGAUUCCAUAAAUGUGAUGACUCCCUCACAGUGGAUUUCCUCGUUGCUGCUAACAUUGAGAGGGAUGCUUCAGCUAGAUCUUCCGCAGAUCAACGUGAUUUCAAAGAUCGAUCUUUUGAAAAAUUACGUGGAGAGUGAUAAGAUGGAUAAAAGCGAGAAAUUGAAGCAUCGCCAGCUAGAUGAUGUGAAAAGCGAAGUUGCAGACGAUAAAUACAUCCGGGGAGGGUUGCCGUUUAAGCUCCAGUACUACACGGAGGUGCAGGACCUCGAGAAGCUUAUUCCCUACAUAGAGCAUGAAAACAACCAGAUUCAUCAUGCUUACUUCAGCGAGAAGUACGCAAAGCUAACAGAGGCAAUUGCAGGGCUCAUAGACGACUUUUCGCUGUUGCAGUUUUCGGUGCUUGCAAUCGAAGAUAAGAUGUCGAUGAUCAAUUUGCUUUCCCAGAUCGAUAAAGCAAACGGAUACUGCUUUGGAACAAAUGAAAUCGGGGGCGAUUCUAUCUGGAUGGACUUGCAACGGCAAUCCUCAAUGGGAUUUACGGAAGAUAUUGAUAUUCAGGAGCGUUGGAUUGAUGACAAGGACCGGUAUGACGAGGAAAACGCAAAAAGGGAAAAAGAGGCCUUGGAGGAGGCAGAGAAGUCCGGACAGCCAAUCAAAACGUCGAAUAAGGACGCGGAGUGGCAGCAGUCGGUGAGCCAAUGGGAGGGGAGGAACAAGCACAAACUGGCUUGA